This is a messenger RNA of Homalodisca vitripennis (glassy-winged sharpshooter), 707 nucleotides long. RefSeq lists its product as uncharacterized. The coding region runs from base 146 to 553 and encodes 135 amino acids. The record is from RefSeq and is a predicted model, not a curated record. Lineage: Eukaryota; Metazoa; Arthropoda; Insecta; Hemiptera; Cicadellidae. The transcript has 5 exons.
UCAUUUUCAGACCAAUGCAGUAUCACAAUUAUGAACGACGCCAGGAUCCAAAAGGAAAAAAUAAACUUGAAUUCGUGUCAAAAAUAUUUUCCACGAAAAAGAAGAUAAAAAGAGUAAAAAACUCCACAUCCAAAGAGAGUGCAUCAUGUACGAACAUAUUCACCUCAACAUAAGGGAGAAAAACUUUUCGUUUUUCACAGACAAUGAGGCAGCAUACCAAAUUAAAGAUUCAAUGGAAGAUGAACAGUACACAGACACACCCCAGUACAAUGUCUUGUUCGUGGAGAGCCCUUUGGUGCAUCAGCAAGGUGACCAUUUUAAACCGGACGUCCAGUUUAACAGCACUGUUCCGGGAUCCAAUAAGAUUAACGCAAGUGACAAGGCCAAAGUAAUUGAAGAGAUGCAAAAGAAUCCAACAUAUUUUGAAGUGGUGAAGAUGGAAGACAAGGGUACUGACCCAUGGGAAGCAAUGAGCCAAGUUGAGCGUAAAGUCAUGGUGGACAAGGGCACUGACGCUGUACAUCCAAUUGAAUGCAAGUUUGUCGUCUUGUGAAAAAGAUAAGGAAAAACUUAAAAACCAACUGCAUGACAAAGAAAAAAUAGUAAAGUCCAGUUUGGAGGAGGGUGGAAUCUUGUUGGAAGACAUUGAGAGAUUGAAAAAGCUCUUGUCGAAUUCUGGGAAAAUAGCAGAGAUUAUUGGAGCAAAA